This is a messenger RNA of Odocoileus virginianus texanus, 9507 nucleotides long. The record is from RefSeq and is a predicted model, not a curated record. NCBI's taxonomy places the organism in Eukaryota, Metazoa, Chordata, Mammalia, Artiodactyla, Cervidae.
GGGUCUCGUCAACAUGGCGGCGCAAGGCACCUGCUCGGUCUCUUCACCAAACGCGUCUCCCACCUCCGUGUCGCCGCCGACCGCGCCCCUGCCCUCUACUGCGAUUUCGAAGUCGCCCCUGGAGUCGAAGGCGAGCUCUCUGAGCCCACAGCCUCGCUCGGCCGGCCACGAGGACUUGUUGCCCCUCGCAGUAUUUUAUGGGCCGCUGGACGCAAAAAACCCACUCCUGGCCACCUGUGAGAAGGAGAUUCAGGAGUUGCUAGGCUUCAUGAAGAGAAAGACGGCUUUAGCUACAACGGAAGAACAGAAAUAUGAGUUCCACCGGCUUUGUGCCACCUCUUUGUUUAAUAUCUGGACCAAAUACGCCCCCCGGCUGCCAGCUGCCUAUUACAACGAGAAGCUUCUGAAGGUUGGAGAUAGCCUUUGUGAAAUGAAAGAAUAUAAACUGGCCCUUUUGCAGUGCUAUGGCAGAUAUCUUCAGCAGUUCAGCAUCAACUUUGAUGAGACUAAAGCAGACGUGGAUCAAUUCAAAGCUGUCUUUUUCCCAAAAGGCUUUGGAGACAAAACUGCAGCACAUACAUUUCAUGCUUUAAAUGGCAAAAAUAUUUGCAACUACCAGUUGGUCUGUGACAGUGAUGUGAACCUGCGGAAUAAAGAUUCUGUGAUCCACUGUCUGCAAAUCUUGUCCUCCUUCAGGCUCAUCAUGCAGGCGGCUUUGCCACAGGAGCACCUGUGCUGGAUUAUCUUCAAUGGUACCAUUUACAUUUACACUAUUUGCAGAAAAUUGAUGAUCAGAGGUCAUUCUUCCAAGGCCUUGGAAUACCUCCUGUGGGCCAGUAUAUGUAUGGAGUCCUCAGUGCCUCUCCUGUCCGUCAGGUACUUGACGUGGAGAGCUACUCUUUACACAGCUGUCUGCCAGUGCUACUAUGACUGCCAAGCUGGUGUUCACGGAGAGGCAUUUGCUCGGCGUGCUUUAGCUAAAAUUGAUGAGUUACGGCAACUGGAAUUAAUGAGUUCCUCACAACCACAGGAAGAAUCCAGAGAAUAUUAUAGAGAGGCCACAAUAAAGAUGGCAGUCAUGAUCUUCAAAAGAGGAGUAUUUGAAUCGAGAAGAAAAAACAAAAGUUUCUUUAGACCAAAGAUAAGAGUUAACAUAAAGGAAGCACAAACUAUGCCAUGGCCACGUACGGUCACAGAAAAGCUGUUGGAGGAGUUGUUUGAUAGCACUGCUUCCCGCUUUCUGGCUGUCUUGGAAGCUCUCUCUGACUCAAAUCGGCGACUACUACAGACCGGACCUGUUUUUACAGAUGAAGUAGAAGUUCGUGAUGUUGUCUCAGAACUGUUUAUGGCAGGAAAAGAACUUUUAAUAAUGUCAAAUACUGGUGCAGAUGGGAUACUUGAUUUUCCAAAAGCACGUCUUCUGGAACUUAUUAUAAAAAGGAAGAAUCUUAUUUCUGUGAAUGCUGCCGUGAAAUUUAUAAAACUAGCUUUUAUGUAUGAGGAAUGGAGUUUAUUUGAAUCUGCAGCUGGGCAGCUCAUUGAUUUUCUCCAGAGGCAGGAUGACCCAGAGUCAAAGAAAGCAGAAAAGGAUUUACUUCUUCUUGUUGCGAUAGAACCUUUGAUCAAUGUGAAGAGAAACAAAGGUUUGAUCUUUCCUUUCGACAACUACAAAGAAGGUCAAGUCUAUGUAAAAAAAAUUGCUGUUCAUGAUACUUGUGUGAAGUCUUAUGGAUACUCAGAAGACAUUUUCCAUUUGGCAACAACCUUGUAUUCCUGUGUCUGUGACUCUCCACAGUGGAUUUAUCUUCUGUGGCAGAUAAAUGAAAUCAUUCACUGCUAUAAGAUGGAAGAUAUUGACGUUGUGAUGGUGGCAGAGGUCACGUUACGAUUAAGUGAAAUAUUGGAGUCUUUAGGAAACCCAAGAAGAAAAUUUAAAAAAUUUCUAGAUGUAUCUUUAAGGAAGGGGACUAGUGAAUUCCUUGGGGCUCCGAAAGGGAGCAUAGAUAUUCUUCCAAUAAUAAAGAAAAAACCUGAGGAACAGCUAUUUUUGGCCUAUGAACUUCUUGACAAAGCCAUUGGUAGCAUCAAUUUGAGCUGCACGUUAACCGCUUUGCCGAAUGGAUCAUCAGUGGUUGACCAUUGCUAUGCCACGCACACCCACUGUAUAGAUGGAGACAUGUGCAAACCAGUCACACCGAAUAAUUUCAUAAUGGACUUGCAUCUUGAGCUAAUUCAAGCCCAGCACCGAAUAUCUGUUAUGCUUCUUGACCAGUUGCAAGUUUUGCAGACUCCAACUGUGAGCAAAAGUACAUCUACCAAAGGUACAGAGACACUAAAAAAAACUGCAAGCCCUGAUUGUUUUACAGAAUUAAGUGUAAUGAAUAAAAUAAGGAAGAAUAAGCUAUCUAAAGCAAUUUAUUUGAUGCAGAAAACUCUUCUAAUGUUUGAGAACGAUGCAACCUGUUCUUCUCUACAGAACUACUUGACGGAAGCAUAUUCUUUGAUUGAGAAGACCGAAGCAGAACAAAGUAUACAAUAUUCAUAUCAGAAAUAUGUGGAAACUGCCGAAAGAAAGAAAAGCAGGGUCCCUCCUCCACCCAUCCUGCUGUCCCGAACUUACCGUUCUGUGACAUUAAAACCUGCCCCAUUUAUUUCUGAUGUUAAGGUCUGCUGGUACUGCAUUUUGGGUCGCAAAGCGGAAGGAAGCUAUGGAAAAGUAAGACUAAACAAUAAUCAUCUCCCAAACUCAGGAGAAGCGAUACCAGCGGAUGGCAAAAGCGUUUUUGAGGUAAAAGGUUUAGAAACCAAUGAAAAAUACGUCUUUGCAGUUGCGGCUUACUGUUCUAGUGGAAAGCUGAUUGGUGAUGCUAUUGGCGAGACAACUAAACCAAUUCUGAUUUAUCCACCUCUUUCUGCUGUUACUACUCGGAUGUUAUUGACGCAGGUCGCCUAUCAGACUGGUAACUAUGAUCUGGCUAAGAAAGUUUUCUCACCAGUCUGGGAUUAUUUUGUUGCUUCACCACCUCAGGGUGACCAAUCCAUUAUUUGUUUAAGCAAUAUAAUGACUAUUACACAGAGAAGAUUACAUUCAGAUAUUUUGGCAGAGAGUUCUUCAAUUCUCUUAUAUCUUUUUCUUAGAAAUAUUUUUGUAACAAGUGACAUUAAAAUUAAAGAAGAAAAUUUUUUCUGUGAUAAUAUUAAAGGCAAUGAGAUUUUCCCUUCUCAACAAAUUGCUAGGCUAAUUGAAUGUGAGAGAGUAUUGGUGGCAUUGGAACUGAGCAACUACCUAAAUGAUUCCAGUUAUGCCCUUCAGGCUGUGACUCAGUGUUACGGCCUCCUUGCUCCUAUCAUUUAUCACAAUAUUGUUUUGGUACCUGUUGUACAGAUCUUGAUAAAGUGUGUGGUGGUUUUGCAAGGACUACCAAAUGUCAUCCAGUCAAAGAAACAUCUUGCAAGCUUUGAAAGUGUACAGCAUAUGAUAGCUUGCUGUAUCUUCUACGUAACAAAGAUCCUGCGUUCAUGGAAGGAAUAUGACCUGGCAGUAAUGAUUAUAAAUUAUGGAAAAAAGGUGUUGGACAUCUCAUCAGGUUGCAAAUCUCUAUUUGGUACUACAGACCAAGAGGAAAUGCAAGAAGAGGCUUCUUCCAAGAAGUCUUGCAAGAAUAAGAAGCCACAGCAGGUAUUAGUACCUGAAAAAAUAAAUGAACAGCUGGUUUUAUUGGAGACACAUCUACUCAAACUGACAAAGCAAUAUAUUACAACUGAACUUUCAGGAGCAGAAGAUCCCAUAUUUCUCUACCCUAUAGUUUUAAACUGGUCGGUCAAAGGUGCUGUGAAAGAAGUGAUGAAAUUUAAGCAGAGACCUAGAUUCCUGGAAUUCUUUACACAAGUUAUGCAAAAAUGUAUGCAUGAUGAAAAAUUUCAACUUAUGGUGGAGAUAACAAAUCCCAUCUAUGACUUCUUGAAAAGGAGGAAUGAGUCCCUUCUCGGAAUGAAAAAAAUGAAAUACAAGGAUACUUCUUUGUCUAGAAAGGCCAUCAAACCUGUGAAGAAGUACAGAGCUGCAGUAGUGGAGAUCGGAAAAACUACAGAAAUGAAGCCAAAAAGAAAAUCUAAAAGAAAGGAAACUCUAAGAGAAUUUUUGAAUAAAAAUCCUUUUAUUUCUGAAAUGCCGGAGCAUGAAAGAAAAAAGAGAGCCGAUGUUCGAAAAGUAGCAUAUCAAUUCCUGGUGGAAAACUUGAAUCCUUUAAUAUUAAGUUAUGUUAAAAAGAAGAGGUUCCAUCAAAUAUUUCUUGAGGAGAUGCCCUGGAGAGCUCAGAUGAACCUGUAUCUGGCAAGCGCACACUUCAGCCUCCUUUUAACAAAGCUAGGGGAACAUACAAAGAUAAAAUUUGGUUCUUCACCGAUAAUGGUCAGUUUCCGAUCAUGUGACCCUACUAUGUUCUCACUGUAUAAUUCAGGAACAGUACUGCCAACAGGAAAAUUGACUCUAGAAAACUAUAAAGGGAUGCUUGAUUUCCUUCUUACAGCUAAAAAAAGAAAGGCUCACUUACCAUCAGAUGCUGAAGAAUUUUUGGCAUUUCUUAAUUCCAAAAUGAGUGAUGAAAAUGUUUCCAAGACCCAAACGGUUUAUGAAUCAGACUCUCAGUCUGGACUUAGCAGUAAAGAAAAGGAUCGAUCAGCAAAUGUGGGUCUCUUGGAUCAUUUUAUGAAAAUCUUUUUAUAUUGCAGGAGAGCAAUGGUUCUUGCUCACCGUGGUGGCUAUUGGACUCUGCUUCAGAACUGCUGUCGGGCCCUUUGGAACUUUACUCAGGAGCUACAAAUACUGCAUAAACAAGCAGUGGAUCUAUAUAAGACAUUUCCUAUUAGCCAGGAUAGUUUCCUCUGUAUCUCUGUUUUACCAUUCUAUUUGGGAGCAGAAUUACUUAUUGACAUGUUAAUAGAACUACAGAAUACUGAUUCUAUUGAGACUAUUGAUGAAAAAGGAGAGUUCAGUGUUCCGAGUUGCUAUGGAAAUAUUAAGAAUGAUAACGGUGGUUCCAGCCUUACCUUUGAGCAUCCUCUGGAUGACGUCAAUGUGGUCGAUUUGAAAUGGAUCCACGACUUUGUAUUAAAAUCUCUGGAACUUGUCUAUCAAGUAGAAAAAUGGGAAACACUCGUAUCACUUGCCAUUCAGUUUAAUACAAUUUCGCAUGAAAGAUAUACAGAGCAAGUGACUCCACUCCUGGUUUAUGCUCAGCGCCAGCUUCUACUGCAAAUAUCCAAGUGCAAGGGCCCAGACAUCAGCCAACAGGCUUGUGUAAGAUAUGAGGCUGAAUACAAACAGAAGAUAACCUGCCGAAAUUUCAUUGGGAUACAGCUCAAGAUUAAUCCUCCAGCCAAUAAAGUGACAGCUAUAGGACAGCGAACAGAUGUCCUUAAAAAGCUUAUCUCUUCAGAAUACAGCAGAGCCAAAGAGCUCCUCUGCGUGCCUGUGGACGUGACAGACACUCUGAGAUGUUUUAGAGAGACCUUGGAAAAAUCCAAAUAUCACAACAGAUCAAUCCGCCACAGCAGAAAGUUGCUUUCAUUAUUUCUCGCACAGACACAAGGAGACAAAGGAGGCGUGAACAAUUUGAAAUUUGCUCCUGGGAAGGUGGAGUUCUCCCUGGGGAUGGAAGAGAUGCACAUGCCGACGCCCCCCGACCUUUCUCAGGAGCACUUCCGAGUCUUCAGCUCAGUGGAGAAGAGCAGGCUUCCCUCCUCACAGCUCGGACUCGUGAUUUCUUCUUAUUAUGAAACUAUUAAUGUUCUUCAAACCAGCAAUCAAAGAAGUCUUAAUGUGCAGGCAUUGCAUGAACUUGGAAAUCUUCUCAUCUUCGCACAAAAGAAAAGGGCUGCUUUUAAGUGUUGGAGUCAAGCUCUGGAUAAUAUUUUCAGAAAAGAAGAUGUGCUCCAUACAUGGAAGGAGCUUGGCAGCUCGCUCACCAAUGCCACUGAUGGCCGGUCACCUCCAGGUUCCAAAGACUACAGUGAGGAGCUCCUGUCCAAAGGCGGCAUCUGGGGGUGUUUGCAGGGAGCGGUGAUAUCAGCAAAGAUAGCACAGUUUAUUCAGACAUUGGACGUUGGAAAGAGAACCAACUGCUGCCUUUUAUCAGCAUUACUCUUUCAGGGUCUGCUUAGAACCACACUGCCACAUCCUAAAGCUGAGCGUUGCUACGCUCAGUAUGAAAUCACUCAGCUUCUCCCGGGCAUCGAGCUCUUCUCAGACAGAUUCCGGGCUGACAUCUGCUCCGUCAUUGCGAGUCUGUAUUACGUCAUCCGCGAGCUGCACUUUGCUAAGCAAAAUCUAGUAAUUCUGCCUCUCCUUGCAUUGUACCAAUAUUUUGUUUCUGUAAUUUGCCAAGACCUAGUCAAAAAUCUGGAAGCAAGAAUCCUCAAGAUAGAAGUCCUUACAGAUUUAGGAUUCUUUUCUGAAGCCUUUCACGAGCUAUCCCAGAUAUUUUAUGCGAAAAACAUGCCUUCUUCAGUACCCACUGGCUGUAAACCUACUGGAAAAAUGAAGCUAUUUCAAUCAUUUGACUCGGCAAAACCUCUUAUUAGUAAAGAAAAUAUUCAGGCACUUGAUGAUUUAAUAAAUAAAGGCAUGCCUCUAAUUCUGGUUACAAUCAGCCAGCAACAUCUCUUAAAUAAGUUUUUGUUUGUUAAAGCAUACUUUUUCAUAAAUGUGGCUGCAACAAUAAAUUGUGUCCCAGAACAGAAAAUGAAACCAGUCAGCCAUGGAGUUAUGAAUGAGAAAAACAGACCAAAUCUUCCAAACUUGAAAGAGUUGUGUUUAAAGGACGAGGGAGGCUCACUUUGUCAUCUGACAAAAUUGAAAGAGAACUUUUCUCUUAGCACACUAAAGUCAAUUUUACUGAGAGAAGCUGAAGACAAGCUCAACACCCUUCUGUCAGAGAUGGAACAUCCAGGCCAUAAGGACCUCUCUCAGUGUUCUGCUGGCGAGCUGGAGGUCGUGGUGGAGGCCAGACUGCAGCUGGCUGCCGUUGCCCUGCAGAGACACCGGGCCGCGUACAGUGCUGCGAUAGUAUUUUCCACACUUAAACUUCUCCAGGAUUCAAAACUUUUUAAAAAGAAGGUAGUAGAAGAUGACUCAGAGAAUUGCACCUCUCCAGGAAGUUGUGCGACUGAAAGUAAAGACGACAAUUUUUUAGAUCCUAUUUCCCUAAAUUCUCGAGAAUAUUUCAACAUUCAUCUGUGGUUGAGGUGCCGCUUAGCCUUGGUUACUGCAUUUGUUGCCCAGAUUCGUGGCAUUGGAAUCGUGAAAGAAAACGAUAUAACAGAUUAUGUGAGCCUUAUCAAUGAAGUAUGUGUGGAGGCAAAAGCUGCAGGUGACAGGGAGCUGCAGGCUGAAUUCUUGAUGCAAGCUGUAAUUAUCGGCCUACAAGAAAAGCAUUUAAAGGCAGACAUCAUAAAAAGCCUUCAGGAGGUAAUACAGUUGCUUGAAGGGCAUGACUUUAUUUCUCCUCGAUCUCAUUUAACCUUGGUGAGAAGCAUGCUUUUGCUGGAUGAUUUAACAAAAGCUGAGAAAUUCAAGGAAACUCCUUCUUCGAAAAUAGAAAAAUUGCAUUUGUUGACUCAGUCUCACAGCAUUCUUAUAGAACAGAUGAUAAGUUUUGGAGAAACAAUUGAAUUGCCUUCAUCAAACACUGACUAUGCAAGUCCAGUACUGCCUUUGAAAAAUAUUUAUCUUCCUCAUGUCAUGUUAUUGGCCAAAACAAAAAUGAGAAUUGGACAUACAGUGGCCAAGCAAGUAUAUUAUACCAGUAAAAAGAAGGAUUCUUCAAAGUGGUUACCUGCCCUUCAUUUUUUUGAAAUAGCUUUGAAGCUCGCUAGGGCAUCAGGAACAGAAGAACAUGAGGUGGAAGCUGAAAUCUUUUUUCAGAAAGGCAAAAUAGAAUGUCAAAUAUUGAUGGAAGAGAAACCUCCAACUUUGCAACUUGAGAGUCUGUUUGAAGCUAUACAGCUAAGCUUGAGACAUGAUCAAAAUUCAGGGUUGAUAAGAGACUCCUACCUUGAAAUAGCCUUAUUAUUUUUACACAUGAGGAAGUCAAAGAGCAAACUUUCAGUGUCACCAUUGACGAUUAUUAAGGCUCUUCCCAGAAGGCAUAGUUCUAUUAAAGAACCGAUAAUAAAUAAGCAUGAAAUGUACAGUUCAUUUGCCUGGAUUGCAAUAAGAGCUGCUGCACAGGUCAGUGAGGCUGUGCUGGCAAUUAAUCUACUUAUUGGAAAGAAGAAUGCUAGAACUGAUAAAGUUAGCCAAGGGGCAUUAUCAAAUAUCCCAGAAUUUGCUUCCAUGGAUCUUUUGUCUUCAUACACAGAUUAUUUACUUGAUAACUACCAAGUUGUCUUCCAGAGUGGCUGUACAUUUUCUUACCUUAGUGAAGAGGUGUAUGAGGAUGUAGAUUCUCAGAAAAAAAACCCAAUUAAAGUGGAUAUUACAUGGAUUCUUCUGCUACGCUACUAUAUUCACCUACAAAGAAUUAAUAAUAUGAGCAAAUUGCUAGCAUCUCUGAAGCCAGGAUCUGGGAUGUCUUUGCCAGAUGACACUCUUCUCACUUCUCUUUUUAACUCUGGAUUGAUUUUGCGCCAAAAAGAAAUGCAUUUUUUCCUUAAAAGAUUCUUACAGCUAUAUUCUUCUUCUUGUAUUGAUGAAUUUCCAAAAGAACUAUUUCAAGUCAUGGAAAAUCCACCUAUUCUAGAAAAUGUCUUAUAUGAUUCAGCAAGCAAGACAGGAGUAACUGAUGCUUCUCUACACUCUGAUUUAUCAUUAAAGACCAUUACCAGCACAUUGUAUAGAGAUGUGAUACCAUCAGUUGUGGCAACACAAGCUUUAAACAAAGAACUUUGCUUUCAGUGGUACCUUCCUCCCUUGGUAAAACCUCCAAAGGAAACAGAACCUAUGGUUUUAUUGUUGUAUGCAUAUAAUAUGAAGCCUCUGAAUAUUUCUGAUGUUACAUCUACUGCUUGCAACAAUGUGUAUGUAGGCUCUUUCUGGGUUCCACUAAAAAGAGUUAUUUCAGUUCAUGAGAAACUAUCUAAUCUUGCACAAAUUGCUGAAAUAUCAUUGCCAACAACUCCUAAAGUUACUUCAAAUGAAAAUUUACGUGAAGUAGAGGAAACAGAAGAGCAACCAGUUGAUGCAGAAAUGGAAAACAUGAUUAUUGUCUGUUGCAAUGAAAUAGUAUCUUUGUUUUUGAGUAAUGAAAUGGCAACUCCACUAUCUGAGGUCCCAUUUGAUGUCUCGCUACCAUCUAUAUUCAGUCUGGAGAGACUUUUUGAUCUUGCUAGUGGCUGUAUCAUAUCGGGAGGAAGCCUUUUCAACUGGAUGGUGUCAAUUAUUCCCUGAACAUCCUUUGUACGUUAGCCUUAUAAAGGGAUUGUUAUUGCUUUACUUGGUUUGUAAUAAACUUUCAGAGCUAUCCUCUUAUACUAAGCAAAAUAAAAUUGCUUUUUUACACAAGCUAA